AUGGAAUUUUUGUUUCAAUCUCUGAAGACUCUCCACCUGAACAUUGCUGGAUCUCGAUCAAAGGAGUUUUAUGAUGACGCAAGUAAAUUCCUGCGAAGCUUGCCACCCUUAACUGAACUUGAAGUAACCGGCUGGCACUUGCGCAUCGGCAUCGAGUCACUCCUCAGCGUCCAUGGGUCUCACUUGCGCAAGUUUACGCUCAGAAAGCCCGCAACUUGGCAGACUUUGAGCGAACAUCAAAUUCGUCAAAUCAGUCGAAAGUGCCCAUUGCUAGAGGACCUAGGAGUUACAAUCGACGGCGCACAAAGUCACACCGAGAAAGCCGAGAUAUACGCGGCUCUAGGGUCAAUGCAAAACCUCAAAUACCUUGAUCUCACUUAUGAAGUCGGUUUUAUGGGGCUACCUAUGAUCCCUAGAGAGGAGACCACCUUAUCGACAGGAACAGAAAGACCCGGCUCUCAGCAUCAUGAGUUGCCCAGCUAUUCUUCGUUUGACGAAUUCGAAAAUAAAUUUUGCGAAGGAGCAUGUGACGAGUCUUUUCGGCUUCGAAAUGGUCAUGUACAGAAGAUGAUGGUUGAUGGUAUCAUGGAUGAAAGGCUUGCUUGUGAGGUUUUCCAAGCCAUCUUGGACGCGAAGACACAAAAUUCACCUGUUCUCAAGGAUCUUAUUAUCAAAGUUAUAGGUGCUCAUGUGCGCAAAGACCUGAUAGAUAUAGUUCACUUGCUUUCCAGUGAUUGGCGUGUGAUAUACGAAACCGAUUUUCGACGUCGUGGCAAAUUGAUUGCUAAAGAAAUCGAGUCAGGCAGGGGCGACAUUGGAGGAAGAAAUAGAAAUCUUCCACUGUGGUUGGAGCCCAUAUUUUAUCGAAUUUUCCCGGCGGCGAAGCCGAAAGGACCACCGCGGAAAUUGUCAAAGAAAUUGGCUGCCAAGAGGGACAAGGAAAAGAGUCAGGCCACUCCGAUGUGGAGGCGCUACAUACAUAGUUUUCCUGCUGCUUCAGCAACAGAAAAUUGA
Penicillium cosmopolitanum is the source of this 1014-nucleotide messenger RNA. RefSeq lists its product as uncharacterized. The coding region runs from base 1 to 1014 and encodes 337 amino acids. Lineage: Eukaryota; Fungi; Ascomycota; Eurotiomycetes; Eurotiales; Aspergillaceae. The transcript has a single exon. The record is from RefSeq and is a predicted model, not a curated record.